CCACCACAUUGAACACUUCUGCUGGAGGUGGCCCCAGUUUUCUCGCCGGCGCCGCGCCCAGGGCGGGGGCAAAGAAGGAGAAGGCUUUGCGAGCGUACGGACGGGACAUGACGGCCGCGGUCGGCAACACCGAUCCAGUGAUCGGACGCGAUGACGAGAUCGAUCGCGUUGUCUGCAUCCUCUGCCGCCGUACCAAGAACAGCGCUGUGCUAGUCGGCGCGCCGGGGGUUGGCAAGACGGCCAUUGCAGAGGGCCUCGCCCAGCGCAUCGCCGCUGGGACGGUCCCUGCCGCGCUUGCUGGAGCGCGCCUUGUGGAGGUCGACCUUGGUGCGAUGGUGGCCGGGACCCAGUACCGCGGCAUGUUUGAGGAACGACUGAAGAAUGUGAUCAAGGAGGCGGAGGAUGCAAACAGUAAGGUUAUUCUGUUCAUCGAUGAGGUGCACAUGCUCGUUGGCGCCGGGAAGUGCGGUGGCGGCAGCAUGGACGGCGCCAACCUGCUGAAGCCGGCAUUGGCCCGUGGCCGUAUCCGUUGUGUGGGCGCAACGACUUUUGAUGAGUACCGCAAGUACAUCGAAAAAGAUGCCGCAUUGGAGCGGCGGUUCCAGAUGGUGCACGUGGAGGAGCCGAGCACACAGGCAACAAUUGCCAUUCUGCAGGGUCUAAAACGGAGGUAUGAAGAGCACCAUGGUUUGAGAAUUCAGGAUGCUGCUCUUGUUGCUGCUGCACAGCUUGCUGGGCGCUACAUAACUGGUCGUCAGUUUCCUGAUAAGGCAAUUGAUCUGAUUGAUGAGGCAUGCUCUACUACAAGGAUGCAAAUUGACAGCAAAAGACAUGUGACCGCAGCACAAAGUAGCUCUGCUGUAGUAGUGAAGGAAGGAAUUCUUGAACCAGAACAUGUUGCACAAGUUGUGAGUCGAUGGACAGGAAUUCCUGUCACUACGCUUGAUCAAGAGGAGAAAGAUAAGUUAAUCCACCUUCCUGACAGAUUGCAUGAGCGAGUCGUUGGCCAGGAUGAAGCGGUCAAUUUGGUCGCGCAAGCGGUCUUACGCUCCAGGGCUGGUCUUGAUCAACCUGGCCAACCGAUAGGAUCUUUCCUGUUUCUGGGACCGACCGGCGUUGGAAAGACUGAGCUUGCGAAAGCUCUUGCUGAGCAGCUAUUUAACAGUGAGAAAAUGUUGGUUCGCUUUGACAUGUCUGAGUAUGUUACCAGUGGAUCUGUGCUGCGCCUCAUUGGAGCACCUCCAAGCUAUCAUGGUCAUCAAGAUGGGGGACAACUAACUGAGAAAAUUAGGAGGCGUCCAUAUAGCGUCAUUCUUUUUGAUGAGGUAGAGAAGGCAGAUCCCUCGGUGUUCAAUGUAUUUCUUCAGCUUCUUGAUGAUGGUAUGUUGACCGAUGGUAAAGGCCGGACUGUGGAUUUCAAGAAUACCAUCAUCAUUAUGACCUCAAAUCUGGGAGCAGAGCACCUGACAGCAGGAAUGAAUGGACAGACAACAAUGGAAGCUGCACGUGGUCUUGUUAUGGAACAGGUUCGGAAACACUUCAAGCCUGAGCUCCUCAACAGAUUGAGUGAGAUGGUGAUAUUUGAACCUCUUUCGCAUGACAAACUAAAGGAGGUUGUCAAAAUCCAGAUGAAGAGUACCGUUGCCAAUUUAGCUGACAAGGGCAUCUCUCUAACUGCAAGUAAUGCCGCGAUGGAUGUUAUCUUGUCAGAAUCGUACAACCCUAUGUAUGGCGCAAGGCCCAUAAGGAGGUGGGUGCACAAGAAUGUGAUGACGAAGCUCUCCGAGUUACUGGUCAAAGGAGAUGCCGGCGAGGGGUCCAUUGUUUCCAUUGAUGCUACGGCUGACAGGAAGGGGCUGAAGUAUGAAGUGGUGAAGAAGAAGGUAGCAGAUCUGCGGGGCAAGAAGCCAAUGGUGGACCUUCCCAGCGAUUCUGACGACAGCAGCGAUGAUGUGGUCGAGGUUGGUCCCGUAGCAAAGAAGGCGAAGGUGGUAAGCUUCAGCAUCCAGCAGAUGGCAAGUGAAUGAGCUAGUCUGGUCAGCUUUGCUUUGGCAAGCAAAGCUGCUUUGUGGGUGUUGGGUAAAACCAGCAGCAAAAUGAAGUAUGUAGGCAGUUGGUUACUUGGUUUAGGUUAUUACCACGUUAUUGCUAGUGCACUUUCUUCCCGGGCGAUAGCUUGAAACUGGUGCAUCGUUUAUGUAGCUUUAAUCUAAGUUGCUUUAAUAUGAGACGGUUACCUUCUGUGUAAGUUGGUCAGUGCUUACU
Molecule: messenger RNA, 2265 nt
Organism: Lolium rigidum
Lineage: Eukaryota; Viridiplantae; Streptophyta; Magnoliopsida; Poales; Poaceae
Product: chaperone protein ClpB1-like
Exons: 6
Coding region: 108-2027 (639 amino acids)
Biological process (GO): cellular response to heat
Cellular component (GO): cytoplasm
Molecular function (GO): ATP binding; ATP hydrolysis activity
Source: RefSeq, a predicted model, not a curated record